GGCACACAAAAUAGUCACUCUGUCAAACCAAAACCAUGCCUGGCCCCUCCUCUCACCGCGACCUCAGUCGCCGGCCCAUGCCCCGAAGCUCCCGCGACUUGACAGUCUACACCCUUCAAGAAAUCGACCAACUCAGAAAAUCUAACGCUACCAUCAAACUAACUCGAGUCCAAGCCAUCAAACUGUUCUUCUGGAACUCGAACCACAACACCGUGUGCUAUCGAAACGGACAGAGUUGGCUGUUCAUGCUUUUAUUUUAUCCGCUUUUCAUCGCCUUGAUUUUGGGUUUGUUCUACGGGAUGAUGUUGAUUAUGAUUACGUGCAUUAAAACGUUCGCCAAGACUCCGGUUAUAAAUAAGAACUCGUUAACGAAGGAACCUUCGUAUAUUUAAGGUAACAAGAAAAGUAAUAAGUGAUUUGAAAUUUUUCUCUGUUGUAUUGGCAACGCUGCUUGUCUUGUCAAAAUACAAAUUUUGAGGUUAUAAUAAAUGUUUUUUGUAAAAAAAAGGCUUGAAUAUUUUCCGAAAAUAGCGCUAGCGAUACUUUAGGUGACGUACUAAGAGUUGCACGAGAGUCAACAGCAGUUCGUUGAUUUGAACCCAAAUCCAGAUUUUGAGGUUAUGUACGUUGAACUAGUAACACCACGAAUGGGCCACUUGAAACAUCAAUAAAUAAUUUUAGGCCAACCAUGGUGUCAAAUCUGGGAUACUCUAACACCACUACUAACUGUCAAGUGUUCCCAUACCCCAUAACACCUCACCCUUCGUUGCAGCGUUUCAACUGUGAAGACUCAAACAUUGAACCGUUUUACUGCAAAUCGUGCAACUUUCAAGCCGAACUAACUGUUCAGUUCAAACAACACAUUGAACAUCGACAUAGAGAAAGUUUUUUUGAAAAAAACUCACUUCAAAGUUACUUUUGUGAAAAAUGUCUAUUUGAAACACACUGUUGCAUCAAACUACUUCAGCACGCCACACAAUGUCUGAAAAAAACGAAAAAUCGUCACACUAUUAACUCUGCUAAAGCUAGACAAGCCAAAAUUAACAAAUGGUACAACUGUGACCAGUGCAAGCGCAAAUACAGGUACAAACGCUGGCUAAAAAGACACCGAUUUUCGGAGCACAUGAACCUGGACGUCAUCCCUUGGUACCAAUGUGGUCACUGCACCUACAAGUGUAAGAAAAAACACUACUUAAAGCGCCACAUCCACUUCAACCAUUUAAACGCAAGCAACAUUAACUGGUUUACGUGUGACCAAUGCCCCUAUAAAACCAAACACAAAGAAUCGUUAAAAAAGCACCAAAUCGCCCGACAUUCCGACGAACGAGUCAUUAAAUGGCACGAAUGCCAACACUGCCUCUACAAAAGCAAAUUCAAAUCAAACUUAGUCAGUCACAUCAACAUGCACCAUUUAGACGAGCGCGAUAUUAAAUGGUACGAAUGCAAGGAGUGCUCAUACAAAGCUAAACAAAAAAUCACUUUAAAAAAUCACGUCAACUCGCACCACUUGAGCGAGCAGGAAAUUAAAUGGUAUGAGUGCAAAAAGUGUCCGCAUAAAGCUAAACAGAAGGGGGCUUUGAAGCGUCACAUAAUCGCGAGGCAUUUGGACGAAGAGGAGGUUAAAUGGUACGAGUGCAAAAUGUGCCCGUAUAGAGCCAAGCAAGGCCGGAGGCUGGAACAUCACAUUAUUGCGCUGCACUUAGACGAACAGGAUAUUACGUGGUAUAGGUGUGAGCAGUGUCCGUACAAAGCCAAAGAUAGUCAGAAUUUGAAAAGACACAUGAAUUCGCGCCAUUUGGACAAGGGGGAUGUUAAAUGGCACGAGUGUGAACGAUGUUCGUAUAAAACUAGGAGAAAGUCGAAUUUGAAGAGGCACACGAAUGCGUAUCAUUUAUAUUGAAGGGGUAUUAAAUUGUGA
This is a messenger RNA of Zophobas morio, 1918 nucleotides long. RefSeq names its product zinc finger Y-chromosomal protein-like. Lineage: Eukaryota; Metazoa; Arthropoda; Insecta; Coleoptera; Tenebrionidae. Gene Ontology annotation, biological process: regulation of transcription by RNA polymerase II. Gene Ontology annotation, molecular function: DNA-binding transcription factor activity, RNA polymerase II-specific; RNA polymerase II transcription regulatory region sequence-specific DNA binding. The transcript has 2 exons. The record is from RefSeq and is a predicted model, not a curated record. The coding region runs from base 689 to 1900 and encodes 403 amino acids.